Molecule: messenger RNA, 276 nt
Organism: Phytophthora megakarya
Lineage: Eukaryota; Oomycota; Peronosporomycetes; Peronosporales; Peronosporaceae
Source: the annotation of a GenBank genome assembly
AUGUUAGCAGAACUUCAAUCGCUAAAGGGUCAUGAGAUCUGGAAGCUUGUGCCAAGGAAGACUGCGAAGAAUGUCAAGGCCAUCACCUGUCGCUGGGUGUUCGCUGUCAAACGAGACGAAUUGGUGAUACAUGGAUUCAAACAACGACAAGGGGUGAACUACAACGAAACAUAUGCACCUGUGAUUUGCUUCGAAACUACCCGUGCUGCUAUCUACUUCGCUGUGCAGCGUGGUUGGGAUGUACUGCCGCACGAAGUCAAGACUGCGUUCUUGUAG